AGUUUCAUACUUGGCAUUGAAAUUGUAUAUUUAAUUUACAUUUUCAGGUUUGGACUUUAGUAUUCCUGGCAAAAAAAAAAUGAAAAGCAUAAAUUUAAUGAACGCUGUAAAAAAGAGAGUCCCAAUUGUAACUUGGCUACCUAAAUACUCUUUUGAUGAUACUCUUGGAGAUCUAGUGGCUGGAUUAACAAUUGGAUUAACACUCAUCCCUCAAGCUAUAGCUUAUGCUGGUUUAGCCGGUUUGGGACCACAAUAUGGAUUAUACAGUGCAUUUGCUGGAAGUUUCGUUUACAUAGUUUUUGGAACUUGCCCGGAAGUUAAUAUCGGGCCGACCGCCCUUAUUUCCUUAUUAACUUUUACUUACGCAAGGGGGAUUCCUGAAUAUGCUGUUCUUUUAUGUUUUCUCUCAGGAUGUGUAACAAUAAUCUUUGCAGUUCUAAGAUUAGGUUUUCUUGUUGAAUUUGUGUCUACCCCAGUCGUUUCUGGUUUUACUUCAGCAGCAAGUAUAAUUAUAGCUUCCAGCCAAUUGAAAGGCUUAUUGGGCUUGACAAUCCACGGGGAGAGUUUCUUAGACAUUUGGAGAGAGCUUUUUUACAAAAUAGGGGAAACCAAGAUUCCAGAUUUGGUACUCUCCUGCUGCUGUAUAGUUAUCCUUUUGAGUUUAAAAUUCAUCAGAGAAAUAGAGACUUCGAACAGAUUCCUCAGUAAAUUUUUUUGGUUUCUUGGGACCGGAAGAAAUGCAUUAGUCGUUCUUCUUUGUGCGACAGCCUCCUAUAUUUUUGAAAGUCAAUCUACUGUUCCAUUUAUUUUGACUGGACAGAUGAUUGCCGGAUUACCAAAAGUAGAACCGCCACAAUUUUCUCUUAAUAAUGGAAAUCAAACUGUUGACUUUCUUGAAAUAUGCCAGAAUUUUGGAUCUGGAGUUAUAGUCGUGCCACUGAUCUCAAUUAUAGGAAAUGUAGCAAUUGCUAAAGCAUUUUCUCGUGGCAAGGCUUUGGACGCGACACAAGAAAUGUUCACCUUGGGAGUUUGCAAUCUAGUCGGGUCCUUUUUUCACUCAAUUCCCGUCACUGGAUCUUUUUCUCGUAGCGCUGUGAGUAACGCUUCCGGGGUGAGAACUCCUUUAGGUGGACUUUAUACCGGUAUUUUAGUUAUACUGGCACUGAGUUUAUUGACUCCGUAUUUCUAUUACAUUCCAAGAGCAACAUUAAGCUCUGUUAUCAUUUGUGCUGUUAUUUUUAUGGUUGAUAUUGAACUCGUAAAAUCUGUCUGGAAAAGCAGCAAAAGAGAUCUAAUUCCAGCGAUUGUGACUUUUUUGUCCUGCCUUUUUGCGGGUGUUGAAUUAGGAAUUAUGGUCGGUGUAAUAAUCGACAUUUUAAUUCUCAUUUACUUCAAUGCUAGACCUACAAUGUAUAUAGAAUACAGAAAUAUGCAAUCGUCUUCUUAUGUUAUUGUGAGACCAAGCACAGGGCUUCUUUUUCCGGCCGUAGAUUAUCUUCGAACCUAUUUGACUGAAUGUUUAACAGAAAAAAAACGUCAGCCUCGGAAAAGUCAAAUGAAUAUUGUGCUCGAUGGUCUGCACAUUGAUAGAAUAGAUUUUACAGCCAUACAGGGAAUCAAUUCGGUUGCCAAGGAUUUGAAAGAAGUGGGUGGUCGAUUGAUACUUUUGAAUCCAAAGGACGAAAUUUUGAUGAGUAUUCAAUCAUAUAUUAAAGAAAAUAUUUUGGUAGCUCGGACGGAUUCCGAGUUGACUGCCGCACUGAAAAAAGUCGACGGUUUUUUACCUAAUGUUGAUAAAAAUAUAAAAUCUUCAGAGAUGUUCAACGGAAAGACAAUAAUUAGGAUUACUGACACAAAUAAUGUUAGCACAAAUUUAUGA
Messenger RNA from Belonocnema kinseyi, 1879 nucleotides. RefSeq names its product sodium-independent sulfate anion transporter-like. The record is from RefSeq and is a predicted model, not a curated record. The coding region runs from base 80 to 1879 and encodes 599 amino acids. Gene Ontology annotation, biological process: transmembrane transport. Gene Ontology annotation, molecular function: sulfate transmembrane transporter activity. NCBI's taxonomy places the organism in Eukaryota, Metazoa, Arthropoda, Insecta, Hymenoptera, Cynipidae. The transcript has 11 exons. Gene Ontology annotation, cellular component: membrane.